CACACACCGCUCCUGUCUGUCUCCGUGUGUCUCUACCGCUGUUGCCCUUGCGCUCCCUCCCCGGCAUCCCUUCACCUUCCUCCGCCGCCUCCUCGCGCCAUGGCUCGGGAGAACGGAGAUAUCGGUAGAGGGGAGACGUGGAAGAAACAAGUCGACGAUAUAAAGAAGAUAUUUGAUUUUAAAGAAGUCCUGGGCACAGGGGCCUUCUCUGAGGUGGUGUUGGCACAGGAGAAGCUGACCGGGCGGAUGUUUGCGGUGAAGUGCAUCCCCAAAAAAGCUCUGAAAGGAAAGGAGAGCAGCAUCGAGAAUGAAAUAGCUGUUCUGAGGAAAAUUAAGCAUGAAAAUAUUGUGGCGUUAGAGGACAUCUAUGAGAGUCCUGACCACCUCUAUCUCAUCAUGCAGCUUGUGUCCGGAGGUGAGCUCUUCGACCGAAUUGUGGAGAAAGGGUUUUACACAGAGAAAGAUGCCAGUACACUGAUCAGACAAGUACUGGACGCUGUCAACUACCUGCACAGAAUGGGAAUAGUCCACAGAGACCUUAAGCCAGAGAACCUGCUGUAUUUUAACCCUCAGGACGAGUCUAAGAUCAUGAUCAGUGACUUUGGUCUGUCCAAGAUGGAGGGCAGCGGAGACGUCAUGUCCACCGCCUGUGGUACGCCCGGUUAUGUGGCUCCAGAGGUGCUGGCUCAGAAACCCUACAGUAAAGCUGUGGACUGCUGGUCCAUCGGAGUCAUAGCAUACAUCCUGUUGUGUGGUUACCCUCCGUUCUACGAUGAAAACGACUCCAAACUGUUUGAGCAGAUUUUGAAGGCGGAUUAUGAGUUUGAUGCUCCGUACUGGGAUGACAUUUCCGACUCAGCCAAGGACUUCAUCGGCAGACUCAUGGAGAAGGACCCGUCCAAGCGGUACACGUGUGAACAGGCCCUCAGACAUCCCUGGAUUGCUGGAGACACGGCGCUUUGUAAGAACAUCCACGAGUCCGUGAGCCGGCAGAUGAGAAAGAACUUCGCCAAGAGCAAGUGGAGGCAAGCCUUUAAUGCCACAGCCGUAGUGAGACACAUGAGAAGACUACAGUUGGGCAGCAGUAUGAACAGCAACACAGUCUCUGCAAACAGACAGAACCAGGUCCAAAAAACAGUCCCAAACCAAGUCCAGAUCCCGGGAACAUCUGGGCCAAACCAGACCAGUACCACCGCAGUCACCGUGACAACAGCAGCAGCUACUGGGAGUAAGGGCGCUGUCACAGAAAACAACAACACGACUCCUCGCAAAGAAUGUGUUCCAACCCCAGCCACUCCCUGCAGCCUGGCCUCCACAGCCGCUUCCUCCUCGACUGGGACAGAGCUGAGCCGGCCCCUUCCCUCCACGGUCCCUGCACCUGUCCUGCAAGAAACCAAGUGACGCCAAGUCCCGCGGGGGACCAGCUGGGAGGCCACUGCGCUGUAGACCUGCAGGCAUCCACACAUGAACCCGAAGAAACAGAGGAGAUCUUAGGAAAUGUCUCCUCUGGAUACUGAGCCUCCAACUUGUUCCCCGCCCUGCUCCUCAAAGGGCAGAGGACUGGACAUUUUCCCCAAAAAAACAGGCACUCAAAACUGUAUGGAGGAGAGUUAAGCGGUGCACUCCAGUUUGGUGUGACUGUUUACAUUGUUCAGAUAGUGCAGUAGAAAGUAAAAGCGAUAUGACAUUGAUAAGACAUUUCUAAAUGGUCAACAAAAAUAUAAAAAUUGUUUAUUAAGAUUACAACAUUUCUUGUAAAUGAUAAAUGAUAGUGGUACUUCACUUUUACAUUUUUAUAGUUUACUAGUAGUACCAUGUAUACUACUUUUAAUGCUCGCUUUAGGCUAUUUACCAAAAUUAUUGCCACAGUCACUUGGAUUGGAAAAAUGUUUUGCUAAAUUUACAAUAUAAUAAAAUUGUGCGAAUGCAUAGUUUGGCAAUUCAAUCAGGUAAUUGUGUAAAAUAUUGCAUCACAAAGAAGCACAGGUCCAAAGUUCAUUGACAGGUUUUUGCAAUUCUCUUUGGUAAACAAUGGGUAAGGGAUAUAUAAACAACUUAAUAUCCAUAAUUAUCCAAUGCUUAAAUUCUGGCACACCUUCCAAACCUCCUCAGAAAUCACUCCUCAGCCUCCCUGGUGAGGUCUAAUCCAGGGUACUGGAGAGAAGAAUCCGACCGAUAGUCGCACCUCAGAUUCAGGAGGAGCAGUGUGGUUUUCAUCCUGGUCACAGAACACUGGACCAGCUCUAUACUCUCCAUCGGGUGCUUGAGGGUUCAUGGGCAUUUGCCCAACCAGUCCAUAUGUGCUUUGUGGAUCUGGAGUAGGCAUUUGACUAUGUCCUUCCUGGUAUCCUGUGGGGGGAUAUGGGGUCCUGGGCCCUUUGCUAAAGGCUCUUCGGUCCCUGUAUGACCGGAGCAGGAGCUUUGUUCAGAUUGCCAGCACUAAGUCAGACCUGUUACCAGUGCAUGUUGGACUCCGCUAGGGCUGCCCUUUGUCACCGGUUCAAAAUUUCUAGAUGCAGCCAGGUGCCGGAGGGGUUCUGCUUCGGGAACCACAGGAUCUCGUCUCUGCUGUUUGCAGAUGAUGUUGUCUUGAUGACUUCAUUGAACCAGAACCUGCAACAUGGUCUGGGGCAGUUUGCAGCUUAGUGUGAAGCAGCUGGGAUGAAAAUCAGCUGCUCCAAAUUCCCGGCCAUGGUUCUCGACUGGAAAAUGGUAACUUGCCCUCUCCGGGUGGGUGGAGAAUCCCUGCCUGAGUAUCUCGAGGUCACAAGUGAGGGAUGAAGCGUGAGAAUGUCGGGUGGAUCGGUGCAACGUCUGCAGUGAUGUGGUCACUGUAUUGGACUGUUGUGGUAAAGAAGGAGUCGAAAGGCAAAGCUCUGAAUUUAUCAGUCAAUCUACGUUCCUACCCUCACCUAUGGUAAUGAGCUUUGGGUAAUGACCGAAAGGACAAGAUCGAGGAUACAAGUGGUUGAAAUGAGCUUCCUCCGCAGGGUGGGUGGGUGCUCCCUUAGAGAUAGGAUGAGGAGCUCAGUCACACAGGAGGAACUCGGAGUAGAACCGCUGCUCCUUCAUGUCGAGAGAAGCUAGCUGAGGUGGCUUGGGCAUCUGUUCCAGAUGAUGUUCCGGGCACAUCCCACUGGGAGGAGGCCUCGGGGAAGACCCAGGACACGCUGGAAGGACUAUGUCUCUAGGCUGGCCUGGGAACGUCUCGGGAUAUCCCCGGAAGAGCUGGAGGAGGUGUGUGUGGAAAGGAAAGUUUGGGCUACCCUGCUCAGACUGCUGCCUCCGUGACCUGGCCCCUGAUGAAGUGGAAGAAAAUGGUUGGGUGGAUAUCCAAUGCUUUAUCUUCAGUAACAAUCUCAGCAUAAUAACAUUCAGAAACCAAUCAAACCAAACUGCACUGUACUACUUGAUAUACACCCAGCUCUCCUCCAUUACAGUGCCCCCUUCAGUUGCAGAGUCGUUGUCGCCCUGCAGAGGCUCUGGGACCUGCUGUCUUUAUGAUAAAUGACUCUGAGCCACGCUGAGGUGAAGGACUAAUCGCUGGCUUGAGACUGGGCUAAUGCUUCGAUAUUAUUCAAUGUCAACUUCCCUUUUCAAUCUUCAGUCUUUCCUGCAACACCUUUUUUAUUAAAUACUUAAGACUGUUGAUAACUGGGUUCAUUUUUAAUGUCAGUUUGAAGGUGUUAUGUGUUUGACAUAGUGGUACAUUGAAACUGCCUUCUCAGUGCAAGUUUUGUUGCUUCUUUAAGAUUUUUGGUCCAUGUGGGCACCCAUAUAGUCUAUACAAAUCUCAGCAUUUUUAGUGUAGAUGUGCCAUGUUAUGGGUUACACAUGACACCUGUUUUUCUUAUUUAUGUGUUGUUUAAUAUUGGCUUAUUUUAUCUUUGUUUCUGCUUUAAAAAAGUGCUUUAAAGGUACCACAUGACUGUUGAUGUGUUGCUGUUUUGGAAAUGUGGUAUUUACAUGGAGUUUAGAUUGAUUCAGGGAGAGAAUUCAGUGUGAUCCUUUUUUACAAAUCAGGACUUCUGCUCAAUAUGUUUGGAAAAGACGUCAUCGAAGAAUUUCAGUAUAAAGAUAUUUUGGCAGAAUUUAACCUUAAAACCAUAAAAGGUUAACUACACAAAACAAUGCAAUUACUGUGCGUUAGAACACAUUUAUAGAGGAAAAGGAUUGUCAAAUGUAUAAAUGUUAAGUAUGUUCUGAAUUUAAAAUGGAUCCAGAUCAUACAGAGGAGAUACAGUCUAGUCUUUAUCUAUAUACACUAAUCAUGCCCACUCAUCCCCUCGGAUUGCUGCUGAACUCCAUGUGAAUACAGCAUUAUUGUUUUAUCUAUUUUGCACAGAAGCUCAGACAACCUGUAUACACUUAUCACACACAUUUAAGAUUGUAAAAAUUAAAUGGUGGAUGUCAAGUGUAUUGUACAGCUUAUAAAUGAAACUGUAUGAGUAUGUCAAAUAUUUUUACCUAUUACUAUAUUAGAUGCAGAAUUAAAAGCACACUAUGUAAUCUUUCCAGAUGGGAGGCCCACCACUUACUUGGCUCCAUGGAGAUGCUGUUGCUCUGCUUGGAAUGUUCCACAGUAUGGCAUUAAACUUAUCUAUAUUGGAUUUAUUCAGUUGUCCACAAAUCUUACCUGUAACUUGGCCUGUUAAUAUCACCUUUUUUCACCAUGGAUAUAGAGAUGUGUAAUUCCAUACUGUGAAACAUUACAGGCAAAAUAAUUACAUCUUCAUGGAGACAAGCAGAUAGCGGUUCCUCCACUAGAAAAGUUUCGUAGUGCACCCCUAAGAACAUAACUGGGAACUAGUGUGCAUAUUUACUUUAACUGCCUACUACUGAGAAUGUUGACUUCCCAUAGCAGUACAAUGCAAUCCAACUUGGCUCCAGACAGAAAAGCAUUGUAGAUGUGUAGUUAUCAGAUUACUGGAGUCAAAUGUAAGCCAUGAGUUCUCUCUUUUCGCACUUAUUCCGCUGCGCGCCGUUCAGAAGUGCUCAGGGAAACUGCAGCCCCACUGUGUGCUGGCUAGUACUGGCUUUCAGUUACAGGUACAUUAUAUGAUUGUAAUCUUAUGUUGUCAGUAUUGCCAAAUGUACAGGCUUUACAGUCUACUGUCCAGGGCUAAAAUUGCAAACCAACUGUUUGUUUUUUUUUUCCUAAUAAUCAAUGCACCUUUUCAAAUCAUUAUUCAUCUGGAGCUUUUGGAUGGGCAAGAUUGUUUUAUAUGUAUAGUUCACUGAUAAGCAUCAAAAGUAAGGGUAUACUUUUUUUUCUCCUUGUAUCCUGUAAUCUUUUACUGCAUUUGAUCCACCCUUUAAUCCCACUGGAGUGGUCAGGAACAGUCAGUCCUGGUCAGCCAUGGAAAAAAGAUAAAUCCAGAUUAAGUCCACCCUGUACCAUACAAUUCAGUCCAAAUAUGUACUAAGUUGGCUCAUUUGCUUAUGUUUUACUUGGUUGACAGUGUUUUUUCCAGCUUUUGACUCAAAACCACAAUAGAUUAGGUUAACAAACAUAUUUCCUGAAAUCUUUAAAAGCCAUUAUGCUUUUAUGUGCAUAGGUAGCUUAAUACUAGUGUAAAACACAACCUUGUAAGUAUUUUAAAAUUAUUCUAGGUGGAAAUCUAAUCUUAUUUUCAGUUGUGUUGGUACAGGUCUGGCUGCUCAUUUACAUAUCAGAUUGUUAUGUCUGUAUUGAUGCAAAUCUGCCGAUCCCUUUAUCGUGAAGUGUAGCCAAAGACUAGAUACAAGUCUGUUGGUCUCACAGAUGGGUAGCCACUAUGUAUGUCUUGAUUGAUGUUUAAUGCUGGAAAUAUUGUCUAUAUUGUCUGUUUUUAAGCUUAUGUCCACAUUGAUAUACAUUUUUAUUGUAGUAAAUAUGUUCCUCGCCUUUUGUUUGCUCAUGAAUUAGAAAAUGCUAAAAAUCUGUUGUGAGCCUAACCUAUUACAGGUCUUACCCAGAUAAUCAUUUGUUCUAAUUCACCCACUUAGAGUGGAGUACCACUCUAAGCUCUACUCUACCACUUGGAGUACCAGGAAGCACAUAUGAAUACCAGGCAAAUCUAAGCUUAUUUAUUGUUUGGUUGAUUACCAUAUUUAUUGUUAUUAUUACAUUAUACUUAUACUAAUAAAAAGUGGAUCCAUGUGGACAUAUUUUGGAGUUA
Messenger RNA from Periophthalmus magnuspinnatus, 6161 nucleotides. RefSeq names its product calcium/calmodulin-dependent protein kinase 1Da (gene camk1da). Gene Ontology annotation, biological process: peptidyl-serine phosphorylation. NCBI's taxonomy places the organism in Eukaryota, Metazoa, Chordata, Actinopteri, Gobiiformes, Gobiidae. The record is from RefSeq and is a predicted model, not a curated record. Gene Ontology annotation, molecular function: calmodulin binding; ATP binding; calcium/calmodulin-dependent protein kinase activity. Gene Ontology annotation, cellular component: intracellular anatomical structure; cytoplasm. The transcript has 11 exons. Bases 100 to 1401 code for a protein of 433 amino acids.